AUUCAUGAUAGGAAUUCCCAUAACUUGAAAAACCAAUAAAUUAUAGUACUAAACCAGGCACUCACUUCCAAGCAGAAUUUCCACGUCACGUAAUUAUGCAGCCAAAGAUGUCAAAUCAUAUGGAAUAUUCUCAUUCAUCAGAAGCAGACACGAGAAAGAGUAGGAGUAAUAAGAAAAGAAGGUUCAAUGAUGAACAAAUAAAAUCAUUGAAAUCCAUGUUUGAGAGAGACUCAAGGCUGGAACCGUCGAAGAAAUUGCAGGUGGCAAAAGAGCUUGGUUUGCAACCAAGACAGGUUGCUAUAUGGUUUCAGAACAAGAGAGCUCGAUGGAAGUCAAAGAAGCUUCAGCGAGACUACACCAUACUUCGAGCCAAUUAUAACUCUUUGGCUUCCCACUUUGAUCUUCUCAACAAGGAGCAUCAAGCAUUGCUAAUUCAGUUGCAGGAGCUGAAUGAUGAAAUACACAAGUCACUAGAACAUGCUGAAAGUUGUACAACAGGAAAGAAGAUGGAGAGUGAGAGAGAAAAUGGAGACAUGAUGAAAAGUGAACAAGAGGUAAAGCAGUCAAAAAGAUCAGAAGACAAUAUUGUUGGUAGUGUUAACGUUCUCUCUGAGGAUGACAGCGGCAUAAAGGCAGAACAACACUUUGGAGUGGAAGAUGAACCUGCCGCUGUGAAUGUUGUUCACCAUGCUAUUGCUGCUGAGGAUUGGUGUGUGUUUGACUAUGAUGAUAUCUUAGGCCAAUCAACCAGCUCCGAUUAUCAAUGGUGGGACUUCUACUCCUGAAUCAACCAAAUAAUUAAGUGCAUGUGUGUGUCAUUAUGAAAUACCAGAAAUUCAAUAAUUCUCCUUGGAAAAGAAAAAAUAAUAAAUAAUUACUCCCUCCCUUUUUUA
Cajanus cajan (pigeon pea) is the source of this 893-nucleotide messenger RNA. Its product is annotated as homeobox-leucine zipper protein ATHB-12. The record is from RefSeq and is a predicted model, not a curated record. NCBI's taxonomy places the organism in Eukaryota, Viridiplantae, Streptophyta, Magnoliopsida, Fabales, Fabaceae. Gene Ontology annotation, biological process: positive regulation of DNA-templated transcription. Gene Ontology annotation, cellular component: nucleus. Gene Ontology annotation, molecular function: sequence-specific DNA binding; DNA-binding transcription factor activity, RNA polymerase II-specific.